Messenger RNA from Loxodonta africana (African savanna elephant), 3460 nucleotides. RefSeq names its product histamine receptor H1 (gene HRH1). NCBI's taxonomy places the organism in Eukaryota, Metazoa, Chordata, Mammalia, Proboscidea, Elephantidae. Gene Ontology annotation, biological process: positive regulation of vasoconstriction; G protein-coupled receptor signaling pathway, coupled to cyclic nucleotide second messenger; regulation of vascular permeability. The record is from RefSeq and is a predicted model, not a curated record. Gene Ontology annotation, molecular function: G protein-coupled serotonin receptor activity; neurotransmitter receptor activity; histamine receptor activity. The transcript has 2 exons. Bases 309 to 1766 code for a protein of 485 amino acids. Gene Ontology annotation, cellular component: dendrite; plasma membrane.
GUGCCUGUGGGCUGUGUGUACUGUUGGAGGAAACACAGCACCAUCUCUGUGGACCUACCAGUCCCACCAAGCAGUUGGACCAGUUGCAGUUGAGCCGACUCCAACUCAUGGUGACUAAAUGUGUGUCCGAGUAGAACUGGGCUCCAUGGGAUUUUCAAUGGCUGUUUUUUCAGAAGGAGUUCGCCAGGCCUUUCUUCUCAGGCACCUCAGGGUGGACUCAAACCUCCAACCUUUCGGUUAGCAGCAGAGUGCGUCAACUAUUUGCUCCAGCAAGAAGUGAGCCAUAGCUGGAAGCUGUUCUUGUGCCAAUGACCCUUCCAAAUUCCUCCCGUGUCAUAGAAGACAAGAUGUGUGAGGGGAACAAGACCACCACAGACAGCCCUCAACUGAUGCCCCUGGUAGUGGUCUUGAGCAGCAUCUCCUUGGUCACGGUGGGGCUCAACCUGCUGGUCCUAUAUGCCAUCCGGAAUGAGCGGAAGCUGCAUACUGUGGGGAACCUCUACAUUGUCAGCCUCUCAGUGGCAGACCUGAUCGUGGGAGCUGUCGUCAUGCCCAUGAACAUCAUCUACCUCCACAGGUCCAAGUGGUCCCUGGGCCGGCCUCUCUGCCUCUUUUGGCUGUCCAUGGACUACGUGGCCAGCACAGCAUCUAUUUUCAGUGUCUUCAUCUUGUGCAUCGACCGCUACCGCUCUGUCCAGCAGCCCCUCAGGUACCUGCGGUAUCGUACCAAGACUCGAGCAUCAGCUACCAUCAUGGGUGCCUGGUUUCUCUCCUUCCUGUGGAUUAUCCCCAUUCUAGGCUGGCAUCGUUUUAUAUCAGGGGGCUCGAAGUACCAGCAGGACAAGUGUGAGACAGACUUCUACGAUGUCACCUGGUUCAAGAUCAUGACCGCCAUCAUCAACUUCUACCUGCCUACCUUGCUCAUGCUCUGGUUCUAUGCCAAGAUCUACAAGGCCGUGCAGCAACAUUGUCAGCACCGGGAGCUCACUGAUGGAUCCCUCCCUUCCUUCUCAGAAAUUAGGCAGAGGCCAGAGAAUCCCAAGGUCGGUGCCAAGAAACCAGGGAGAGAGUCCUUCAGCGAGGUUCUGAAAAGGAAGUGUAAAGAUGCCAGUGGUGGACCUGCCUUGAAGCCACCAUCCCAAGACCCAGGGGAGAUGAAAUCCCCAGUUGUCUUCAGCCAAGAGGAGGAUGGAGAAGUGGCCAAACUCCACGGCUUCCCACUUAACGUGGUGCCGAUUCAGACCAUGGUGGAGGAGGGUGGCAGGGAGUAUGUAGCCAUCAACCAGACCCAGCUUGAGAUAGACAAGCAGGGCCUGAACACACAUGGGGCUGGCAAGACAUCAGAGGACCAGACCCUAGGUAAAAGCCAGCCCUUUUCCAAAGCAGACUUAAAUACCCACACUGAGCCAGCAUCAGGGAAAGGCAAAUUGAAAAGUGGGCCUGGCACAAGCCUGGAUUAUAUCAAGUUCACGUGGAAGAGACUUCGAUCACAUUCAAGACAGUUUGUGUCUGGGUUGCACGUGAACCGUGAAAGGAAGGCAGCCAAACAAUUGGGUUUUAUCAUGGCAGCCUUCAUCAUUUGCUGGACUCCCUACUUCAUCUUCUUCAUGGUAAUUGCCUUCUGCGAGAGCUGCUUCAGUGAACGAGCACACAUGUUUACCAUCUGGCUGGGCUAUAUCAACUCCACGCUGAACCCCCUCAUCUAUCCCUUGUGCAAUGAGAACUUCAAAAAGACAUUCAAGAAAAUUCUGCACAUUCACUGCUAAACAGGGUUCUGAUGGGCUGCAACAAAGGGAUGCCGAUGGUGUCCUAGAAGGCAAUGGAGGAUAAAGGCCUGUGUGUUGCCAGGCCUCUGGGCUUCCUAGAGUCAAACAACAGUCUUAGGCGCUAGGUCCUUUGGGAAGUUCUUAUGCACCAUUGGAAGAACUGCAGAUGGUGGUGGUCAGCAGAGACAUUGUACUCUAAGUAGAAAGCAGCGUCUCUCCAAGAGAAUCAGACCUGGAUGGAACUCUCCUUUUCCUCAGGAGAUUUGGGAGCCUCAGACUGUACUUUCAAGUUUUCAGACUUGAAUUAAUUAGCAACCCAAGGGACAUGUGGGUAGAGCUUCACUGGAGCGUUAGCCAGAACUCUAGAUCUUUCCUGGAAUGGAGCUGAUGACUGUGCAGAGAAUUACAUACACGCAGACAGAUGGUGUUCCUUCGAAGGGGUCACCUUGAGAGGCAGGACAGCUGUCCCUCUGUGGCUGCCACUUGUCAGGACACCUCUCUUCUGAGCCUCUUUUACAACUUUCUCCAGAGCCAGUAUCUCAAUUGCCCUGGAAAUUCUGCCUUAUUAUUUCUCACUCACGCAUGUCUUAGAGUAGGAAAUUAUGCAGCUUGAACAGCUAUCAUUUUCAACCCCAAAUUCCUUUUGGCUCUGAAAAAUAUAAUGAUAAAAGCUGCCCUCAAAAGAAAGAGAAAAAGGAAAAUGGUUACACAAUCAAAACAAAAAAGGGAAUAGGGGCAAGAAAGCUUUAUUUCUUGAAGGCUGUACCAGGUUUGGAGUCCCUGGGGGGUGCAAAUGGUUAAUGUGUUUGGCUGCUAAACGUUGGCAGUUUGAUUCCACCCAGAGAUGUUGGAAGAAAGCCUUGGCAAUCUACUUCUGAAAAAUCGUCAUUGAAAACCCUGUGGAGCAUAGUUCUACUCUGACAUGGAGUUGUCGUGAGUUAGACUUGACUCAAUGGCAACUGGUUUAACUGGUACCAUGUUUAUCUUCUUUAAACCCCACAGCACCCCACAACAGGAGGGUGUUGUUAUAGGCUCCACCAAAUCGAGGUGCAGCAAGUUUCAGUAAGUUGCCUAAGGUCACAUAGCUAGUUAUACAGGGGAGCUAGGAUAAAAACCCUGUCUGGUACCCCAUUUUCUCCAAAAGGCAGAGAUUGGUUCUCCUAAGUACAAAUACAUGCACACGCACACAUUCCCAAGAGUAGUGGCAAUUCUUGAAAAAAUAAGUUGGGAGGAAAACCAGCUGACAUAGAAUAAGCUUGUGGCCGCAGAAGGUGACUACUAUUUACUGGUGAGUUCUGUUUAAAAAAGUGGCCAUGUUCUUUUACAGUCAGCCUUCUUAAGCAAAAACUAAUAAGGCAUGAGAACAUACAGUUUUAUUUGGUGUUUGUGUUGCAAUCUGGUGGUGAUCUAUAUUUUAAAACUUGAGGCUAGACUGUAAUAUGUGUAGCAAAUGGGAGUGCCUGUACAAGCUAGUAUUUUGAAUCUUGUGUUACUGUUUGCAUGAUCUGUUAAAAUGAGACCUUUUUACCUACCUAAAUAUGAUGUUUGAAACUACAAUGUUAAGUGAUUUCUUUCUUUUUAACUUUGGAGUCUCUUGGACUGAGAAGAUACAUUCAAAUGUAGUAUCAACUGUUACAAGAUUUGAUAUAGCGUUUCUCUCCCAUUUCUGUUUGCAUUUGUAAAUAGCUUUAGAA